AUGACAGAAGUCUUGCAACCCGGCACUGAGGUGUUUUCGGAGAAAAAAAAGAAGAAAAACAAGGAGCAUGUGACACUGGGUGCUUUCCAGAAAAUUGGCGAUUUUAAAAUCGAACCAUCAGAAGCUCCCACAAAGCUAGAUACAGCGUAUUGGCCAUUGCUGCUGAAAAACUUUGAUCGACUCAAUAUACGCACUAACCAUUACACACCGUUGCCGUUUGGUAACUCUCCGUUAAAACGUCCUAUUUCGGACUACGUAAAAUCUGGAUUCAUUAAUGUUGAUAAACCGAGCAACCCCAGCUCUCACGAAGUCGUCUCCUGGAUCAAACGUAUUCUCAAAGUGGAAAAGACGGGCCACAGCGGCACACUCGAUCCUAAGGUAACUGGUUGCUUAAUAGUGUGCAUAGAUAGAGCAACGAGAUUAGUGAAAUCCCAACAGAACGCCGGUAAGGAGUAUGUAGCCGUUUUCAAUUUGCAUUCUGCAGUGGAAAAUGUUCAAAAAGUGACGCAGGGACUUGAAAAGCUUCGUGGCGCACUUUUCCAACGACCACCACUCAUAUCGGCUGUGAAGCGACAACUACGCGUGCGUUCCGUCUACGACAGCAAGUUAUUAGACUUUGAUCAAGAGAGGAACAUUGGUGUGUUUUGGGUGAGUUGUGAAGCUGGCUCUUACAUUCGUACAAUGUGUGUGCAUUUGGGCCUAAUGCUGGGAGUUGGUGGACAGAUGAUUGAGCUCCGUCGUGUCCGUUCUGGUAUACAGGGUGAGAAAGAAGGCUUGGUGACUAUGCACGACAUUUUAGAUGCUCAGUGGGCUUUUGAAAAUCACAAAGAUGAAUCAUACUUACGACGAGUUAUCAAACCUCUGGAAGGUUUGCUUAUUGCUCAUAAAAGAAUAUUUAUCAAGGAUAGUGCUAUUAAUGCAGUGUGUUAUGGUGCAAAAGUACUCCUGCCUGGUGUCUUAAGGUAUGAGGAUGGAAUUGAAAUUGAUCAAGAAAUAGUUAUUGUAACAACUAAAGGUGAGGCAGUUGCUCUAGCUGUGGCCCUCAUGACUACCGCUACAAUGGCAUCUUGUGACCAUGGAGUGGUUGCUAAAUUAAAACGAGUUAUUAUGGAGAGAGACACGUAUCCCAGAAAAUGGGGCUUAGGGCCCAAGGCCUCACAAAAGAAGCAGCUUAUACAACAAGGAAAAUUAGACAAAUAUGGCAAGCCCAAUGAGAAUACACCAGCGGAAUGGCUGAACAGUUUUGUGGACUACAAAGUUAAACAAGAACCCGUUAAUGAUGAAAAUGGAGAAAUGGAGACAGAGAGCAAUAGAAAACGAACAGCCAGCACAGCAAAUGCAGAUGACCCGAAUAAUUCAACAGAAUUGAAAGCAGAAAAGAAAAAGAAAAAGAAGAAGCAUAACAAAGAUCAGGAUGCCGACACAACGGUAGAGGCAGCUGAUGUAACUGCAGAAGAUGCGGAUAAUUCAGUUCGUAAGGAGAAAAAGAAAAAGAAAAAGAAGGACAAGGAUAAUGAGAGGCAAGAAGAGUAA
Molecule: messenger RNA, 1533 nt
Organism: Parnassius mnemosyne (clouded apollo)
Lineage: Eukaryota; Metazoa; Arthropoda; Insecta; Lepidoptera; Papilionidae
Source: the annotation of a GenBank genome assembly